Molecule: messenger RNA, 1506 nt
Organism: Symbiodinium sp. CCMP2456
Lineage: Eukaryota; Dinophyceae; Suessiales; Symbiodiniaceae
Source: the annotation of a GenBank genome assembly
AUGGACCCUCGGGCGAUGUCCGCCGAAGAGCUCCGGGCCGAGAUCGAGGCAACUCGGCGCAGGGCGGAGGCCGAGGAGGCGAGGCUUCGAGAGCUACAGGCCGAGAUUGAUCAGGCCCGGGAGCGUCAGAGGCUCCGGGACGAGUUGCGUCACAUGCAACGCAGGCUGGAACACGCAGAGGAUCGCAAUGAAUCCGCGAUCCAGUUCCGAGGCCGCAUAGACAAUGAUGAAGUGACAUCUCACCCUCCUCCGUCCAUACCGGCCCACAGAAAGCAACCUGUGAUGCAUGCAAGUGGUGGCGAGAGCGCCAAGUUCGACGACAUGGUGGCUAAGGGCGAGUAUGUGUGGAGAAUCGAGGGCUUUUCCUGGGUGCCAUGUGCGCUCGAGCAGAACGUGCUUUCUUGUGAGUAUGAGGAUCCUCCUUGUGCGUGUGCGCACUCGCAGUUUCAGCUUGGCAACCAGAACAUCCACUUUAUCUACAGCCCAUGGGCAGACCAGCUUUGUCAGCAGCAUCAUGGGUCGCUCGCCAUAGUGCUGAACACGCAGGAAUAUGUUGCUCUUCGGUAUCGCAUCUAUGUUAAGGCACGGAGCGGACAGUUUGUGCAGUGGGGCGAGACGCGUGAUGUCGUCCACCGUGGCGACUGUAGUGCCUUUGGCCCCGACGUGCAUUGGCCGGGUCAUCCUCCUGCUUCACUGGGCAUCUUCGGGCUGAGCCAUGAGGAGCUGCUGCGGUCCGAGUGGGUGCAGGACGACACCCUGACCGUGAAGUUCGAGCUCCAAGUUCGUCCUGACCAAUGCGAAACGAGGCAGCGCUGGAGCCUUGCCACAGAGGUUCCUGAGCCUACCAUCCUCAAGGACACACGGGCGCUCCUCGAGCAGGGCACAGGCAGCGAUGUCAGGUUCAUGGUGCAGGACGAGGUGAUCCAAGCACACUCCCAGAUUCUGUGUGCGCGAUCCGAGGUUUUCAGGAAGCAGCUGACGGCAGGCAUGCAGGAGAGCCUGUCGAGAGUCAUCGUGAUCGAGGACUGCGAUGUGGGCACCUUCAAGACGUUUCUGCAGUUCCUCUACACCGACCGCUUUCCAGAGGUCAAGGAUUUCGUUGCGGCGGCGACCUCAAGCAACGACGAGGCAGAGCACGGCAGCCCCAAGGUGUCGGGGGUUCAAGCCCUUUUGGGUAUAAGCCACAAGUACCAGGUCACGCGGCUUCAGCUGUGGUGUGAAGCGAUGCUUUCGGAUGAAAUCAGCAUCGAGCAGGUCUGUGGCAUUCUCUACCAGGCACAUCUCUUGCAGGCGAAGCAGCUGGAGAAGGCAUGUCUCUCCUUCAUCAAAGACCAUGCCAGCCAGGUGCUCACACUACCGGCCUACGGUGAUUUGGUCAAGAAGUGGCCCCAGAUCAGCCUGAAGGUGCACCUCUACACGGCGGGCGUGUCGGAAGCAGAGGCGCUGGCUGCGAUAGAUGCCCUGGAAAAGCCGCCAGAGCAGCAAUCGGUGCAGGCGACUGAGUGA